AUGCCUCCCAAAGACGAAGACCAAGACGAGUAUGUUGACGAGGGAGACCAAGUUUACGAUGAUGAGGACGAGGACGAUGACCCUGAUUCCUUCAAGAUCGUUGAACCUCAUCCUGAGCCUACGACAGAGCUGUUCACCACUAAGCAGCUGCAUGACUAUAUUCAUGAAGGCAUAGUUGAUCUGAAUCCAACCUGGCAGCGAGAUGUCGUCUGGUCAGAAGCAAAACAGAGCCUGCUGAUAGAUUCUAUAUUCCGAAACUUCUACAUUCCACCUGUGGUUUUUGCUGUAACCUUGGAUGAUGAUGGAGAGGAAGUGCGAGUCUGCGUGGACGGCAAGCAACGUCUUACAUCCAUACAAAAGUUUAUUGAUGGCCAAGUACGUAAGGAUCAAAGGUCCAGGAAGAAUUGGUGGUACACAACAUCGCAAUCGACGAAGAGUACGCGCGCAGAGUUGCCCCAGGGAUACAAAGAUCUCUUUGCGAAGAAAGUGAUGCCAUGCGUUCUCUAUACCGCUCUAACUGAAAGCGCCGUCAGGGAUAUAUUUCAGAGAGUACAACUGGGUGUAGCAUUGACGCCAGCUGAACGGCUACAGGCAAUUUCUACACCGUACUCCGAAUGGGUCGGGGAUCUUGUUCAAAAGUUCCUCCGUGUCGACGGCGGCAUAUCCGACUUCAUAAUCUGGGACACCAAACGCAGCCGCGAUUUUUCCAAUCUUGCCUACGCCAUGUUUUGCUGCGAUGUCAUUCAGACACGACCCAUGCUAGCGGCCCAAAAGCUUGAAAGCUGGCUCAACCGCCAGGAUCCCCCACGCGAACAGCUAAAAAACGAAAUGCAGACCUUGCUCAAGAAUAUCUGUCAAAUUGUUUCAGAUAAAAAGUAUAACAGUGCCUUCAGCAAGAUGUCCGAGCGAGUGGCUCCGGUUGAAUUCGUCUUUAUGUGCGUCUUGGUGUAUGUUAUGGCGUCAGAUCCUUUGGAGAAAAAGGCCAAGGCCAUAUACAACCUCCGUUAUGCCGUUCGUUCUUCAUUUGACGAUAUUCGGAUGCGCAAUGACACUUGUGCAUAUUUGUGGGACGCCGUUUACGCAUUGAAGGACAAUCCUUUCGUGGCACCCCAACCAUAUGCAGGAUCACCUUCAAAGAAGUCGAGAAAGAGGAAGUCUGAAGCUGUUGGUGUCGAUGACGACGAUUUCCGCCCUGAUGGGUAUGGAGUCAGAAAUCUACCCAAAGCCAUCAAGACACGAUCCAAACAUUAGUUCGUUCUUAUCAUGUAGAAUUCCCUUUGUCUUUGAUACUGUCAGGAUGAUUGCUGUGUAAGACUACCAGCUUUUUUUGUAUUUCACCACUUCUAGUAUGCAUUAUAUCUUCUCUGAGUCUGAUCCAGCAAGCUGACAGGCUCCAUCGCAAUCAAGAACUUUCGUCAGUAGGGCCUGUGCGUCACGGCGGCUGCUUCCAUUCCUCUACCAAGCGAUGACUGGGAAGUAUUUCUUUCCUUCUC
Molecule: messenger RNA, 1493 nt
Organism: Guyanagaster necrorhizus
Lineage: Eukaryota; Fungi; Basidiomycota; Agaricomycetes; Agaricales; Physalacriaceae
Exons: 9
Coding region: 1-1251 (416 amino acids)
Source: RefSeq, a predicted model, not a curated record